Zingiber officinale is the source of this 1607-nucleotide messenger RNA. RefSeq names its product filament-like plant protein 7. The transcript has a single exon. Lineage: Eukaryota; Viridiplantae; Streptophyta; Magnoliopsida; Zingiberales; Zingiberaceae. The record is from RefSeq and is a predicted model, not a curated record. The coding region runs from base 91 to 1581 and encodes 496 amino acids.
GGAGGCUCUCGUCCAGGGGGAGCCUCGAAGAAUUAUGGUGAUCGUAAAAAAUUUUCUGGCGAGUGCUACAAUUGUGGGAAGGUGGGCCACAUGGCAAAAGAUUGUUGGUCCAAGAAAAGGUUCGUUCAAAGCAACACUGUUACUUCCAAUUCUAAAGAGAAUAGCGAAGAUGAUUGGGAUGCUGAAGCUUUGAUGGCUACGGAGGAAAAAGACUUGGCUCUCACAACAACGUCAGAACAGAUUGACUACAAAAAUGAUUGGAUCGUGGAUUCAGGCUGCUCAAAUCAUAUGACGGGUGAUAAAGAAAAAUUGCAAAACUUAUCUCAAUACAAAGGAGCUCGUAUGGUGGUUACAACCGACAACUCAAGAAUCAUGGAUAACAAGCAAUGGCUGUGGAAGAGGAAAUCUUUAGAAAAUAACAUUGAGAAAGAGAGGACUCUAGAGUUAGAGAGAUCCCUCGAAGAGUUAAAGGAUCAACUUUCAUUAGUUCGCAUCGAGUCCAAUACUAAAGAUGAUCUCUUGGCAAAACAAGCAAAAGUGUCGGAGGAAGCAAUUGCAGGAUGGCGAAAAGCCGAAGCCGAAGCCCUUUCUUUAAAGCAACAACUGGAUGAUGCUUUACUUCAGAAGAGAACUGCUGAACAAAGAGUAGCCGAUAGAGAUGUAGCAUUAAAAGAAUGCAUGCAACAGCUUCAUGUGACCAAGGAAGAUCAGCAGUUCAUUGUCAACAAUGCCUCCUUGAAGAUAUCGAGAGAGCAGGAGAAGAUUCGCACAUUAGAACAGAGGUUAGCAGAUACAAAUCAGAAGCUCACCGAGUCGGUGGUUGCAAUUAGCAACUUGAAUAGAAUUCUAGUGGUCGAAGAGAUGAGUAGACUUGAUUCAUCUGAGAAACUCAUUGCUUCGCUGAAGUAUGAGCUAUGCAUGCUUCAGAAGGAGAUUGAGAUCAGAAACGAGGAGAGGGAAUACAGCCAUCGAUCAGCAAAUGCUGCUCAUAGACAACACCUUGGGAGCAUUAAGAAGAUUGCUAAGCUAGAAACGGAGUGCCAACGAUUGCGUAUCAUGGUCAGGAAGAGGCUGCCGGGACCAACAGCUUUAGCGAAAAUGCGAAGCGAGGUUGAGUCCAUUGAAACAAGGAAGAGAGCUUCGAGCUCCAUGGCUGAAGAUUUCCACUUAAAGGAUACGGUUCUAGAGGACUGUUAUGAUCUAUCAAGCAAGGGUGCUGUUGCUCUCGUCGAUCGACUAUGCACCACUGAAGACGAAAACAAGAUUCUCAAAGAGUCACUGACCAACAAAAACAAUGACCUACAUCAACCAGUUGAUUAUGCAGUUCCAAUAUAUUAUGACAAUCAAUCGGCAAUUCGUUUGGCGGAAAAUCCGAUUUUUCAUGCAAGAACUAAACAUGUUGAAGUGCACUAUCAUUUUAUCAGAGAAAAAGUUCUCCAAGAAGAAAUUGAGAUGAGACAAAUCAGGACAGAUGAUCAAGUUGUAGAUUUGUUCACAAAAGGCUUGAGCGCCAGCAAAUUCAAAAGGUUUCGUGAUCAACUCGGCAUAGUACAAAGGGUUGGUGUUGAGGGGGAGUGUUAAAUAUCAACUCCAACCCAAAUAAAGGA